AUGAUGAAAUACAUCUACUCCAACCUCAUCCCCCCCUCUUCCUACUCCACCCAAGGCCUCUGCGCCGACAUCCCCCUCCGCUGCCACCGCAAUGCAAACAUGGACGAACACGGCACUAUCCGCCUCCGCAACGACUGGCAGACCCACAUCGGGUCCCUCCCCUCCUCGACCCAUGGCGGUCGUGGCCCAAUGUACAACUUCACGUCCGUGACGAUACCGGAGUGUCUGCCGGAACGUCUUGAAGGCGUGAGCUAUGCGAUGGAGUUCGCAUUUCUGCACGAUGAUCUGGUGGAUGGGGAUGGGGCCGGGGGCGGACUCGCGCUGUACGAGGACAUAAUGCGGGACAUCGGCGCUGAGUCUCGAGGUGAGGUGCAUGGCGGUAGUGCAACAGGCGAAGCCCGCAUCCUGCGCAGCAUCAUGGAGGAGAUGUCGUCCUUGGACGCCUUCCGGACGAAAGAGUUGCUGCAAUACUGGAAGACGGGUGUCAGUCUGCCGCGGGAUCGGACGCAUUUCGACACCUUUGAAGAGUAUUUGGAUUUUAGGCUUGUGGACUCGGGGGCGUUAACCAGUCUCUUGACAGGGCUGAUGACUUUUGGGAUGGCGCUUACCAUCCCCCCAGAGGAGAAAGAGGAGUGCAUGGCACUCACGCGGCGCGCGUGGCAUGCAGCGUUUCUCACUAACGAUGUUCAGUCGUGGGAGAAGGAGUGUGCGGAAUAUGAGAAGCAGGUUGCGCUGAGCGAGGGGGUGGAGACGCCGCACAUGGUGAAUAGCGUGUGGGUGCUCAUGCAGCAAGAAUCUCUCAAUGUAGAGGAAGCGAUUGAGAGGGUUCUAGAGAAGGUGAAGGGGUUUGUGGCAGAAUAUGCUGAGAUUGUCACAGGGAUCCAGGGGAGAAUGGACUUGUCUGAGGACUCGCAAUGUUUCGUGGAAGCUGCACAGUACAUGGUUAGUGGAAAUCUUGUGUGGGGAAUGGAGAGCCCAAGAUACCAUGCGGAUCGGGGUUUGGACAGAGUUCAGAAGGCGAAUAGGGAGCGUGCGGUGCUUAGGACUGCGAAUCAGCUGCCUACGCCACCCGACGAAGCACUGCAUUCUAGUCCUGAUAGAGCCGCAUAG
Messenger RNA from Paraphaeosphaeria sporulosa, 1110 nucleotides. RefSeq names its product terpenoid synthase. The record is from RefSeq and is a predicted model, not a curated record. The transcript is spliced from 3 exons. Bases 1 to 1110 code for a protein of 369 amino acids. Lineage: Eukaryota; Fungi; Ascomycota; Dothideomycetes; Pleosporales; Didymosphaeriaceae.